Exaiptasia diaphana is the source of this 520-nucleotide messenger RNA. RefSeq lists its product as uncharacterized. The record is from RefSeq and is a predicted model, not a curated record. The annotation marks the transcript as partial. The transcript has a single exon. Lineage: Eukaryota; Metazoa; Cnidaria; Anthozoa; Actiniaria; Aiptasiidae.
AUGGAAAAAGAAAGUGUCGAUUACAAUCCCUCUAAUAAAGUAGUUACUCUUGGACAUUUGUUUGCUAAAGAUCUUCCCAAUGCAUUAAUCUUGCCUGAGUAUCCCUCAACUUUCAACCAAACGGCGAAAUUUCUUAACGAUGAGAAAUAUUUGGUUCACGACUAUCCGCCGUUUCUCAACAUUGAAGUUCAGUAUUUGAAGCCAAUUCAGCUCUGCCCCAUCGCAGGAAAUGAGCUGCCCAUUCUUUUGCGAAACAARCCUGGGGAAUUGCUCAAGCAACACUGGAAAAAAUGGCUUCCAUUCCUCCCAGAGGCCAACAUGUGCGAUUUAACCCUGGAAGGUACUGGAGAAAGCAAGUGCUUUACCCAAUUCCCACUUCAAUGUCUGCCGAGAGAAAAACACGCUGUUGAUCCAAAUGUACAUCACAGGAUCCUGUCCAAAAACACAAUCCCAGCAAUGGGUGCAAACUGCCCUCGACACAUGACCCUCGAUGACUACACCGUACCGUGUAUGAUCAAAG